UCCCUCAUCUUUAUCCGCUUACAGGAAGUAAUAGUUCACUAACGCCUCCCGGAACUGCAUAGCGAUAAGCCAAUCAGCGUUCGGCCCGUGUAAGCCAAUGGCGUGCGGUUCUGUCCUUCGCGGGAAGUAAAUGCUGUCGCACCUGGCUGUGUCUGUCACUGAGACGCGUUUCUGUCGUGCGGAAGUGACCUUCCGUUUGAAGCCUUGGACAGAGCAUCCGGUAAGGUCCUUAACAAGCAGUGACAUUCCCAGGGCCUCAUUCCCUAUCGGUUCUUCUACGUGCACCUCCAGUUCAGACUACAGACUAGGUAUAGUUCACUACGUACUGUAAACUCCAUAAACCGCUAGGACUGCGCGGAAGAGUGAUCUGCUCACAGCAUCCUGAAGCAGAUGAGAUGGACACCAACAAAACACCACAGCCCGGGAUGGAAUUUUCAUUUUCUGCCACAGUGCUGGACUCCCAGGAGUCUGCAGGACUUGAUAAGUGUGGUGAAAAUGUAUUGUGUCUGUCUGAUGCCGAUAUCACUCAGUCUGAUGCCGAUGUGUCUCAGUCUGAUGCCGACGUCACACAUUCUGAUGCCGAUGUGUCUCAGUCUGAUGCCAAUAUCUCGCAUUCUGAUGCAGCAGAACUCACUUUACAAGCGGGAACUUCAGAGCCAGAUUUGCCUCAAGUCUCUGGGGUAAAUGAGGACAAUCCUCUAGAUCUUCAUAACGUUAAAGUUGACUCUGAGCUUUCCGUAAACGCUGGUGCAGUUCCGGGUCCUGUUGAUCUGCAGAUCAAUGCUAAUAACUUACAGCAGGAGCCACAAAGUUCACCAUCUCCUUCUUCUAAUGUGACUGAUUCGGGGCCCCUGUCAGAAGAAUUACAGGAGGGAGCACAGGGUCCGUCUCAUUCCAGGAAUAGAAAUAUUGUGCGAUUAUGUUGGACAGGGGAUGCGGAUCAUCCUCUAGAUAGGGAACGUGUGCGCCGCCUCUUGUUCGACUCGAUGGGCUUUCGCUCACAAGACAUACUCGUCGUCACUGAUGUGUCUGGCUCCAAGUUCGAUGUCAGUUUUCAAGUGGCAGAAUCUCUACCUAAGUUCUGGUCCUUGUACAAAAAAAAGGGCCCCACUGAUAUGUGGAAAUCUGUGCAAGCCAGACCUGUUUCCAGUUCACAAGUUAAAACGGUGACAAUAGCAUUUAAAAAUGAGAUGAUACGUCGGAAAGAUGUUCUGAGUUGGCUCCAGCAGCACUGCACUGUCCUGAGCCCGGUGAGACGCGUCAGGUGUAGUUACGGCGUUUGGACCGGUGAAUGGAGAGCGCAAGUGAAGUUGAAUGUGGUGAACAAUGUCCUGCAGCACCUGCCCAUUACAUUCUUUAUAUGGAAUGAGAGGGGAGUCGUUUCUUAUUUCGGUCAGCCCCGUAUCUGUUAUGUAUGUGAAUCUACAGAGCAUUUUGCCAGUGACUGCCCCAUAGAGAAACAGCGCAGGGAUGCGGAUCUAGACCUUUAUCGGAUGGAUAAUGACGAUGACUAUGAUUACUAUACACCGUAUAAUGGCUGUGGUGCCGAGACUGCUUCAUGCAGACAGUCCGUUGGCAUCAGGCUUUAGACCUCUCGUGACUGCUUUCAAAAGUUGACUGUGGGAUUACCAAGCUGUAACGGCAAAGACAACGAGCAAAAGACCAUUCGUAAUCUGAAGGCCAGAGAGUAGAAGUUGUGCCUCGUUGUAAUUGCAUCUAUUUCUUCAGUUUCUUCUCUAUAAUUUAGCAUAAGAGACGCUCUUGUUAUGCCAAGGCAGUAUCUCAUGCUCUUCAUCAGCCGACCUCCCUCACCAUCAGUCCAUGAAUCAAGUGGGACAUCCUUUUGUUGCAGAAGCUCUGAGAUUUGACAGAUAUUGAUACUGACAGAAAAUUCUACCUUCCUCUAUCCUUCACAGCAGAAAACAAGCUCUGCAUGGAGAAUGUUUGAUUUGUGUUGAGAGUAAAACUUUACUGCCAUUUGUUUAGAAAUCAUCAACUAAUCAGCACAGGAAUUUGACACAUGUCCACAUUACCUAUAGACUUAUUGCAGUAGUUGUACCAACAUGGCCCCUUUCAGCUUCUCGGCCGUUACUGAAGGAAUAAUAACACCAAAAAAUGAAAGUACUUUAAAAGAAUGACAAUAUCAUGUAAUGGUACCCUGUACUGCUAAAGUGGCUGCAUUUGCUUCAGGAAAGACUACUAUAGUUUGUACAAAUAAGCUGCUGUGUAGCCAUGGGGGCAGCCAUUCAAGCAAAGGAUACACAGUAGAUAACAGAUAAGUAC
Xenopus laevis (African clawed frog) is the source of this 2283-nucleotide messenger RNA. Its product is annotated as zinc finger CCHC domain-containing protein 3-like. Lineage: Eukaryota; Metazoa; Chordata; Amphibia; Anura; Pipidae. The coding region runs from base 396 to 1589 and encodes 397 amino acids. The transcript has 2 exons. The record is from RefSeq and is a predicted model, not a curated record.